AAAUUUCUGGGGGCAAACCCUUGGAAGUGGAGAUGGAAGGUAUAGAAUACAUGAAUGAUGACCCUGGUAUGGUGGACGUCCUUUAUGCCAAAGUCCACAUGAAAGAUGGCUCCAACAGGCUGCAGGAAUUAGUUGAUCGAGUGUUGGAACGCUUUCAGGCAUCUGGACUAAUAGUGAAAGAGUGGAACAGUGUGAAACUGCAUGCAACUGUCAUGAAUACACUAUUCAGGAAAGACCCCAAUGCUGAAGGCAGGUACAAUCUCUACACAGCGGACGGCAAAUACAUCUUCAAGGAAAGAGAAUCAUUUGAUGGCCGAAAUAUUCUAAAGUUGUUUGAGAACUUCUACUUUGGUUCCCUAAAGCUCAAUUCCAUUCACAUCUCUCAGAGGUUCACAGUGGACAGCUUUGGAAACUACGCCUCCUGUGGACAAAUUGACUUCUCCUGAGGUGGGAAUUCAACGUCCUCACAGGUGCUGAAGAAGAACGUGUUCACUUCACUUGCCAAGGGACAUGUGUUUGGGGAAAUUUGGAUACUGAUUUUCCUGGGUGGCUCCUCCACCCCAACUUCCCACUGCCUCUGAUGGUCAUCCAUAGUCACCACACUGCCAGCCAAGAUACUUGUGGACACAAGGGGAAUUUUUACCUGUUCCCUUGACUUGUUCUUUUCUUUUUCCUCUUCAGGGAUUUUUGGUUGUUGUUUAUUUUGGUGUGGUAAGCUACAUCUAACAUAAAAUACAUUGCCUUAACCAUUUUAAGUGUACAGUCCAGUGUUAUUCAGUGCGUACGUAAUGUUGUACAACCAUUGCCGCCAUCCACUGCUGCCAUGACUUUUCAUCUUGUAAAACUUGAAACU
Castor canadensis (American beaver) is the source of this 853-nucleotide messenger RNA. The record is from RefSeq and is a predicted model, not a curated record. Lineage: Eukaryota; Metazoa; Chordata; Mammalia; Rodentia; Castoridae.